CAAAGGGCGCCCCGCCUCACAAUAACAAGCCAAUAGCCAAUCCCAUUUGAAGGCUUCGAGUUGAGUUUGUCCGGAGAGCUAAGGCGGAUUUGUGCCACGCUGGUUGCUACUAGUUGCUCGCUACCGACUUUCGCCAAUAUGUUUUGUUAAAGGUGGCAAUAUGAAACGGGUUGUUUGAGAUUGCACUACACACUGGAGGUGACGCGCAUAAUGAGCACCCUUCAAAAUCUCAAUCAGCCUGUUGAAUCCACCCAACCGGUACAGCCGAGUAAGAGUGACACCAAGCUUUUACAACUUCAGAGGAUGUUCUGAAAAGCAUGCGGACUGAGGUCUCCAGUCGAUGUAUGAAAUACAAGUUGACUUGCAUGAAGGAUAAUUUCACUAGUUUAAUUUCUUGCACAGAGUGAAGAACUUCUUAGCGUCCGCUAUUUGGAAGACCCCGCAUCCCCCCCUCCCACAUCUCCAGAAGCAUCGUGCAUAGACGGCUGAAUAAUUAACUAUGUUUUACAUGAUUUAACCUCGGAGCCAACCAGCCAUUUCAAAGGAAACCAAAAUCCAUCUCAUGUUAAUGACGAUACUCAAGAUGUCAGUUUCUUGGGCAAUAAGAAACCUUACCCCAAAGGUGGGUCUGAUACUGGUGUAACAAGCGGGUCACUGCACUGACUAUGAUGGACGGAUUUCCGGUGCAGACAUGCAAUGAACCUGAAGAUACUAGUGAUGAAGACCAGGAAGACCUUCCGUAUGAUGGAGACCUUGGCAUGUUGGACACCAGCCUUGUUGCCAACAAUGAGAACUGUGCCCUUUCUGACAAGUCCCCAAGAGUGACCCAUUUUGAAUUCAUUGCUCAAGCUUGCCACACAAAUUCUGUAUUAAAAGACCAGUACACUGUUGAUGGCUUUGCUUCGAGGAUGGUAAGUGGUAAGAUUAAUGAGAUACGAAGCAGUUACACUAGAGAGGCCCACGUCACUGGCCACACCACCAUGGAUCUACAAAUAAACAAAAGUUGCAUUGAGACAUUGGAGUACAAAUCUCAAGAUACAGGUACUGUAGCCAGGACUCACAACAGAGAACCUCCUUCAUAUGUCACGGACCUGCUGCUGAGACAUCUUACUCAGGAGGAGCUGUUUAACUCCAGUAAGUACAUCGAAGCAGAGACCAUGCCUGAGGUCUCCUUCAUUGACAGUGUUGAGGAGACAGUAUUAACCAAGGUCCCCUGUUCCCCAAGACACAGUGAAGAUCACAGUAGUGCUAUGGAGAAUAGUCUAUGGAUACACCGAGAUGGUCAGCUGAAUCGAGGAUGUAAGCAUCCAGUGCUAGAGAGUGUGGAGCUGGAGGAACUAGUGGAUUCCCAGACAAGUAAGCAUGUCUCAGGGAGUGAUGAAUCAGUAGCCCUGGAAGAGCAAUCAGAAAUUUGCUACAGAUCCAGUAAUUCAGAGCUAACAGAUGAUCAUGAAGAAAUCCCAAGGUUAAGUGGCUUCAGAUCAUGCAGCGAAUUCAAAUACGGACAAGGCCAAGUCCACUACCCCCUUCCCGACUUCUCCAAGGUGCCACCCAAAGUGAAAAUCCCGAAGAGCAUCAAUCCUGCGAAGUCCGACAGUAAGUUUCCCAGUGACCCCAGAUUCCAGGCCUCCCCAAGCAUGCUCAGGAAAUCCAGCAAAACGACCACAGUGGUCAUCGGCAAGGUUCUUGAGGAUUCUGUUCAGCCAUCUGUUGAACUACCACACGAGUUUGAUAACCAACUGAAAGAUGGAAGCCAGCCUAAGACAUCAGAGCUUGUGCAGCAUUUACAGGCUGAAUAUGAUAAAUUAUUAACCAGAUAUGCAGAAGCAGAAAAUCUCAUUGAUCAGUUGAGACUUGGUACUACAGGACCAGCAUUGUUAGACUCUACAUUCCCACCGGAAUACAUGGGUUUGCCUGAGAUGGAGACUGCUGGAAAGACCACCAACCACACAGACUCAAAACAAAUCCAGCCUCUCCCUACAGGCAAGAAUUAGAGUAUUGCAUUCAACAGCUUCUAGUGCAAAAAGAAACCUUGCAUUCAUCAUCCAACUCCUCACCCUGGUCAUGGGGCCGGGGGGGUGGAACCUCUCAGCAUAGGGAACAAGGAGGGGACACACACAUGGAUGGGGCACCAGUCAGACACAAAUAUAUGUGCAAAUUACAUACUGUGUGCAAAUUAGAGACUACAGUCAGUCUAAAUGCAUAUCUUUGGACGGUGGGAGAAAACAGUGAGAGAAUAUACAACACCCACACAGAUUGUGGGACUCAAACCCUAAACCAGGGGUGGCCAAUCUUAUCCGCAAAGGGCCGGUGUGUAUACGGGUUUUCAUUGCAACUCCCUAAUUAGAUUACUAAUUAGAGGACUGAUUGGCUGAAGAGACCUACAGGUUAUCCCAAAAACCUGCAUACACACCGGCCCUUUGCAGAUAAGAUUGCCCACCCCUGCCCUAAACCUUGGGGUGUUAGGUAUUAAUACUACUCACCAGGUACGUAUACAGAGGUGGGCCCAAGCUGGCACUAGCUUAAAUCUGAUUGGCCCAUGGAAUGCCCCCUUUCUAUCAGUCACCAAUUAAAAACAUAUCAUUGGCUAAUGAUGAGGUUGCCCCCUCUGAAAGAAUCAUGGCCCCUCUUAUAUCCCCCACCUUAAAAAAUACUAGAGUUGCCCCUGCUAUCCACUGAGCCACAAUGCCACCCCACCUUCUGGCACUUGGAGUACACUAUUCAUUUACUUAUUGUAUUAAUACUCUGUAGGGCAUCCUCAGCACUUGGAUGACCUUCAAGAAUUGGACAGCCGUGUGACGGCAACAGAUAAACAACCCAGUGAAGGAGAAAGAAUGACUAAUGAACUAAAAGAAAUAAUUAGCCAAUUCAUGAAAAAGGUAACAACCAACCCCACGUUGACAAUUUCAGAGUAAAUAUUCCUUAUUUGCUCUGAAGUUAAAUAACAUUCUCCCAUUUUGCCUGUUCUUUAAAGGUAGAAGAAUUUAAAAUUUGUCUCACCAGUUUGCCCACAGGCAUUUCAGAACAGCAGAUGGUAACUAUUUCCGUAACUGAGAUAUUUCACAUUCUAGAAAUUGAAUUACAGUAUUGUAAAAAACAUUCAGGUUAAUAAGUGCACAGUAAUUUUUAUGAUAAAUUCAUUUUCUUAAAAGCUCUGUAUAAUAGUUUAAUUGGACUGUUCCCUUUGUUCAGAUCUUUAAGAGUCUGAUGGACGCCCAGGAUCAGUUAGAGAGACAUUAUAUUGGCAAGAAAGAAGAACAUAGAGCACUGCAGAUGCAAAAUUACAUGGGCGUGGCGAUAAAUGCUGGGGAAUUCGAUCCUGAGAGGUAUCAGCUGUCGUUUCAUGACGGUUCUGCUUGUUUGACAUUGCUUUUUUUUAGGCAAAAAUCUGCCUUGUUUUGUUGGGGACAUAAAGAAAUAACACAAAAAACCAAGCUGUAUACCAUGGC
Molecule: messenger RNA, 3449 nt
Organism: Paramormyrops kingsleyae
Lineage: Eukaryota; Metazoa; Chordata; Actinopteri; Osteoglossiformes; Mormyridae
Source: RefSeq, a predicted model, not a curated record